GUGUGCAUGCUGUCUGCAGCAUUCAGUUCACUGGAUGUUCUCUCUUCAUCAUCAGCAUCAAGCCUCCAGGUUUUCGAGAAGCACCAUGGGCGACCUAACUGAUUUGAAAUCUGAAAUCAAAGAUGCUUUAGAAAGUAACAAUACAGCUUUAGCUGUUGAAAAGAUCCAGAAAUAUUUGGAAGAACAGAAAGUUGUUCCUGUAAAUAUCGCCAUCACUGGAGAGUCGGGCUCUGGUAAAUCCACCCUCGUCAAUGCUUUCAGAGGAAUUGACAACAGGGAUGAGAGAGCUGCUCCAACUGGCUGUGUAGAAACCACCACAGAGGUCACAUCCUACUCCCAUCCUAAACAUCCCAAUGUUACCAUAAGUGAUCUCCCUGGCAUCGGCACCACAAAUUUUCCAGCUGCCAGGUACCUGGAGCAUGUUGGAUUUGAAAAGUUUGACUUCUUCAUUAUUGUCUCAUCUGAUCGCUUCAGAGAAAACGAUGUGAAGCUGGCCACGGAGAUUCAGAGGAUGGGGAAGAAGUUCUAUUUUGUUCGCACAAAGAUUGACGACAAUAUGCGGGCUGAGCAGAGAACUCAGAGGGACUUUGAUGAAAAACAGACCCUCCAAAGGAUAAGGAACGACUGCAUUCAAGGUCUGCAGAAACUAGGAAUCGAGUCCCCCAAAGUCUUCCUGGUGUCCGGCUUUGACCUUCAUCUGUAUGAUUUCAGUUCACUGCAGCAAACUCUUGCAAGUGAGCUUCCUGCACACAAGAGAGAUGCUCUGGUGUAUGCCAUGCCAAGUAUCAGCGAGGAGAUCAUCAACGCAAAGAAAACAGCUUUACAGGGUCUCAUACAGUACCACGCCACAGCCAUCGCCCUAGUGGCAGCUAUACCAGUUCCUGGGCUCUCUGUCUACACUGAUCUUGCCAUUCUAGUCAAUAUUGUUCAAGACUACAAAGUUACUUUUGGUCUUGAUGAUGAUGCUAUAAAAAAUCUGGCCUUGAGUGCAUCUGUGUCCUUGGAUGAUCUCAGAGCAGUAAUGAAAUCCCGACUGUCUAAAGAGGAAAUAAGCACUGAGGUUAUCAGGCAGUUACUCUCUCAGUCUGCUGAAAAUGUUGCAGUACUGACCAUUCAAGGAAUCUUCAGUUUUAUUCCGUUAAUUGGAAUGGCUGUAACAAUGCCUCUUGCACAUAAACACACCACCAAUGCUCUUUACACCUUCCUCGACAUGCUGGCAGAUGAUGCACAGAGGGUAUUCAAAAGAGCACUGGGAGUGAAGGUCUAAGGUCAGUGGGAAUUUGGCAUGGUUGUGUUAGCAUGCAAAGUAUUAAAAAAGGUUUUUGGUAUAGUGGUUAAAACACCGUACACUAAUCUUGUAAAGCAGAAGCACAUUUAGCCUUAGUGCUGAAGUCUAUAAAGCAGUUAUCCAGAUAUUGUAUUUGCAUCUAAA
Molecule: messenger RNA, 1432 nt
Organism: Cheilinus undulatus (humphead wrasse)
Lineage: Eukaryota; Metazoa; Chordata; Actinopteri; Labriformes; Labridae
Product: interferon-inducible GTPase 5-like
Exons: 3
Coding region: 35-1267 (410 amino acids)
Cellular component (GO): membrane
Molecular function (GO): GTP binding
Source: RefSeq, a predicted model, not a curated record